AUGAGCUUGGAAGGGAGUGUGGUGUCGGUUCGGAACGAUGUCAAUGCCAAGUUUUACGGCCGACAAGUUUCACCCAAGGCUCUACUGAACACUCCAGGUCCCAAAGCUGCCGAGCCUCUUUACAAGGCUCUGGAUGGUGCGAUGCAAGGACAUAUUCCUAACAAAGGUUUCCGACCCAGUACUCUGUUUAAUGGAAAUGCCGCUGCGGGCUGUGAUGUCUAUCAAAACCAUCCACAGCGUCCAGUUUACUUGAAUCAGCAUUGUUCCUCGCCUCCACCUCCGGUCAUACCAGUCCCAGGUUGUUUUGGACAUGCGGACACGGAUACGCCCCCACAACAAAUUGCUUCUGGGAGCAUGGAAUCUUAUCACACUCACUCCCAUAUCCUUCCAGGAGGACACACAUACCAGCAACCCCAGUUUGGUUCAAUACGACCACAGACCAUUGAAACGAUAAAUCCAGGACCACAGCCGCUGUUUGAUGCAUCAUCGCCCGGCAGCGCUGGAGGUGGCUAUGCACAUGGCUGGUAG
This is a messenger RNA of Seminavis robusta, 528 nucleotides long. The record is from the annotation of a GenBank genome assembly. Lineage: Eukaryota; Bacillariophyta; Bacillariophyceae; Naviculales; Naviculaceae.